Fusarium mangiferae is the source of this 1818-nucleotide messenger RNA. RefSeq names its product putative UDP-glucose 6-dehydrogenase. Bases 1 to 1818 code for a protein of 605 amino acids. Gene Ontology annotation, molecular function: NAD binding; UDP-glucose 6-dehydrogenase activity. Lineage: Eukaryota; Fungi; Ascomycota; Sordariomycetes; Hypocreales; Nectriaceae. The transcript is spliced from 3 exons. The record is from RefSeq and is a predicted model, not a curated record. Gene Ontology annotation, cellular component: nucleus; cytosol. Gene Ontology annotation, biological process: glycosaminoglycan biosynthetic process; polysaccharide biosynthetic process.
AUGUCUUCAAACGGUACUCAGGAGGCCCCCAUUGAGGUACGCCGCAUCUGCUGUGUCGGUGCUGGUUACGUUGGUGGCCCCACCGCUGCUGUCGUCGCUUUCCAGAACCCCCACAUUCAGGUCACUGUCGUUGACCGAGACACCACUCGCAUUCGCCGCUGGAACUCCCGCCACCCCCCUAUCUACGAGCCUGGUCUGCACGAUAUCGUCCGAAUUGCCCGUGAUGGUGGCCGACCUACCAAGAUCUCCAAUGAGCCUACCACUGACAGUGAGGGUUCCUCUGCCGAGGAGGGCGAGAUCACGGUUGCUGAGCGCAAGCCCAACCUGUUCUUCUCCACCGACAUUGCCAAGCACAUUGGCGAGGCCGAUAUUGUCCUUGUUGCCGUUAACACUCCCACCAAGUACCGUGGUGUCGGUGCCGGCAGCGCCACUGAUAUGACCGCUUUCGAAGCUGUCACUGGUGUCGUUGCUCAGUACGCCCGCGAGGGAGCCAUCAUUGUCGAGAAGUCGACUGUUCCUUGCCGAACUGCCCAGCUUGUCGCUGAUACUCUUAACAUGCACCGCCCUGGUGUCCAUUUCGAGAUUCUCUCCAACCCCGAGUUUUUGGCUGCCGGUACCGCUGUCAACGAUCUCCUCUACCCUGACCGUAUCCUGAUCGGUUCCGCUCCUACCCCCUCCGGUAAGCGAGCUGCCGAGGCUCUCGUCAAGGUUUACAACGCCUGGAUUCCUCGCGAGCGCAUUCUGACCACCAACGUCUGGUCUUCCGAGCUCGCCAAGCUUGUUGCCAACUCUAUGCUGGCUCAGCGUAUCUCCUCCAUCAACUCCAUCUCCGCUGUCUGCGAGCAGACUGGCGCUGAUGUCGAUGAGGUUGCCCGUGCUGUCGGUGUUGACCCCCGUAUUGGCAACAAGUUCUUGAUGGCUGGUAUCGGUUUCGGUGGUAGCUGCUUCAAGAAGGAUGUUCUCAACCUCGUCUACCUUGCUGAGACCAUGGGUCUUCCCGAGGUCGCUGAGUACUGGCGCCAGGUUGUCAAGAUGAACGAGUAUGCCCGUGACCGUUUCUCCAACCGCGUCAUCAAGUGUCUCAACAACACUCUCGUUGGCAAGAAGGUUACCAUUCUUGGCUUCGCUUUCAAGAAGAACACCUCCGAUACCCGUGAGGCUCCCGCUCUUGAAAUGAUCAAGACCCUUCUUGAGGAGCGCCCCCGUGAGGUGGCUGUCUUCGAUCCCUGCUGUAACCCUCUGGUGAUCAAGGCCGAGAUCAAGGAGCUCCUCGGACCCCUUGCUGAGGGACACAACAUCACUGUCCAUGGCAAUGCCUAUGAUGCUUGCGAGUCUAGUACCGCCAUCAUCAUUGCUACUGAGUUCGACGAGUUCCGCAACCAGCCUCCUCCUCCUCCCGCCCCUACACCUGCCGUCCAAUCUAAGACCAUUGGCCGCAAGCCUAACCCCAAGGCCGACCCUCGUCCUUUCGAGAGCGCCACUCCCAGUGCCAACGAGCUUCUCGCUCUCCACAAGCACCUUGUCCAACGUGCUGAUGUCCAAUCCCAUGACCCUCUGGACCGCUUCAACGUCGAGCCCAGCUGUGAAGACGACUGCCCCGACUGCAUCCAGGAACGUGAGAGCAAGGACACUGGCUUCGCCACAGGAAUGGGAAGCUCCGAGGAGUACAAGCCCAAGGAGCGCGUUGACUGGGUCCGCAUUUCUGAGAGCAUGGCCAAGCCCCGUUGGGUCUUUGACGGCCGUGGUGUCAUCGACUCUCGAGAGAUGGUCAAACUUGGCGUUCGCGUCGAGAGUGUUGGUCGCCAGCACCGCUUCUAA